GCUUUUUCCUUCCUUUCUCUCACUUAACUCCACCUCGUCUCUGCUUAAGUCUUAAGGCAGCGUGUCGACGUCUUCAUCACACGUUGAGAAGGAUCGUCGCCAUAGAUGCUGUUCCAGUCGCAGUUUGAAGCCCUAGCCGGAGUGGCUGGGGCUCCUGUGGACUACGUCAAGCUCAUCACACUCCUCAUCAUCGCCUCUCCUCUCGCCUAUCCGCUACCCUCUCUGCCAAGCACAGCAAAGCAUGUCGUCUGCUUGGCAACGAGCGCCUUCUUCUUCGUCGGCAUCCUUGACCUGCAGGCCGGCUUCCUCCAGCUGUUGGGCACCAGUUUGAUCACUUACUUCUUGGCAAAGCUGCAAUUGGGUGGAAGGAAGAUGCCUUGGAUUGUAUUCUUCUUCGAGAUGGGCCAUCUGACGAUCAACCAUCUCGUUCGAGCCUUUGGCAACAUUCCGUUGACGACCAUCGAAAUCACGGCGAUGCAAAUGGUCUUGACUAUGAAUCUCACUACCUUCGCAUGGGACGUCUACGAUGGACAGAUGCGUAGCGAGCAGGAGUGCGAUGAGCAGCAGAAGGGCCAGAGGAUCACUGAGUUCCCGAGCUUGCUCGAGUUCUUGGGAUAUGCCUUCUACUUCCCUGGCGUGCUGGUCGGCCCUUCCACCCGCUUCGUCGACUACCGAGCUUGGGCAAAUGGUACGCUGUACUCGUCGCCCAAGGGCAAGGAAAAAGAACACGGCGGGUCCGCCUCUUCUCCCCCACCUGGACGCUUCCUCGCAGCCUCCCGCGAGCUCGCAAUUGGCUUCGUGUCGCUGGCCAUCUAUGCUCUCUACGCUCCCAGCUGGGACUUUGCCGCCCUCACUGUGCCCUCAGCAGCGGGUGGCGUCCGCGACGAGUCCUUCAUAUGGCGGGCCUGGUUUGCAGUCGUAGCCUCUUUCAUGGCGCGCACCAAAUACUACGGGAUCUGGACUCUCACCAAUGCGAGUUGCAUUCUCUCUGGCCUCUCCUACAACGGCCUCGCUCCCCUCACGACCACCGGCGGCAGUGAUGUGGCCUCACGAACCCGCUGGAACCGCUGCCAAAAUGUUGACCUCUUGGGCGUGGAGCUCGCCCAGAACUGGAAGGAGUUGCUUGACCAUUGGAACAUGAACACGAAUGUCUGGUUGCGCAAUAACGUCUACAAGCGCAUCGCUAAGCCCGGACGCAAGCCUGGCUUCAAGUCUACCAUGUUUACCUUCAUCACCUCGGCCUUCUGGCAUGGAAUCGCGCCGGGGUACUACGUGGCCUUCGUCCUCGGUGGCUUCUGCCAGAGUGUCGCGAGGUCGCUGCGCAAGAACCUGAGGCCGCGCGUCUUCAGAGAUCCUAAGCAGAAGGGAGAGGUGCGAUCAUUGAGCUCGCUGUCGCAGAUGAGGGCAGGCCAGCUCAUCUACGUCUCACUGAGCAUUGCUGCGGUGCACACCACGCUCAGCUUCGCCGCCAUGGCCUUCAUCCUCCUCGACGUCCCCACGAUCAUGCGCGCUUGGGCCUCACUCUACUUCUACGGCAUCAUUGCCGUUCUUGGGCUCAUGGUAGCAUUCCGAAUGGGGCUGGGCAAGUACCUCUCCGGGUCGAAGCGCAUCGUUCAUCCGAACAGCGCCAAUGACGAACGUCGCGCAAAGAUCAAUCGAGCCAUCUCGCUCCCAGACGUGCCUGCUGCGAGCCGUGAAGCGAAGGAGGCGGCGCUGCAAAGCGUACAGCGCGAGAUCGAGGACCUGGACGCCCAGCCUAACCUGCCGGAUGUCGAGGUGGUGAUGGAGGAGCUGAGGAGCAGAGCGCAGGAAUUGAUGAGGGAGCUGGGCCAGAAAGGCGAGGGCCAGCCGGCGGAGGUGGCCAACAAGGCGGCCGAAGUGUUGGCGAAGUGAGCGGGGCUACGAGGGAUGAGGAGUAUGAAGGAGAGGGGGCAACCACGAUGCCGCACUACGGGAGCACGUGAAGGCGCGCACGAGUGCUACACGAUGCCGAGCUCCUUGCUUGAAUUAUCGGACAAAUACUCAACGGGAGAAGUGCUGAGGUCGGAAGACAGAAUUACCAUUAAUUAAGAAUCUACGGAUCGAGCAGCGUGUGUGAGAGAGAGAGAGAAUCGCAUGGUAGAGGUGACAGGAGGUGGGGUAUGCUAGGUAGCUACACGUGUGGAAGAGGGUAUGGGGAGGAAUCUGAGCCGGGAUGAGUCGAAAGA
Messenger RNA from Jaminaea rosea, 2207 nucleotides. Its product is annotated as MBOAT-domain-containing protein. The record is from RefSeq and is a predicted model, not a curated record. The transcript has 5 exons. The coding region runs from base 106 to 1893 and encodes 595 amino acids. Gene Ontology annotation, molecular function: 1-acylglycerol-3-phosphate O-acyltransferase activity; 1-acylglycerophosphocholine O-acyltransferase activity. Lineage: Eukaryota; Fungi; Basidiomycota; Exobasidiomycetes; Microstromatales. Gene Ontology annotation, biological process: glycerophospholipid biosynthetic process; lipid modification. Gene Ontology annotation, cellular component: endoplasmic reticulum; membrane.